UUACUCGUUGGCGACAGCCUCAGGCGACUUGUUGAUCUUAUGUAGCAGCUCGCCUGACAUACUCACACACACACCGACAGAGUGACCCAUGUUGGUUGUUGGUUGCCUUCGCCCUCUCGUCACCUGACGAGUUGGGGCAUGGUGCUGUCUUCACCAGUGGGAACAAGUAGACGUGUCGGGUGCGCCCCUCCACCAGCCGGUGUGCCAAUCUCAGCUGCAGGGGAAGAGACACCAUGAUAUAAAAUGCAGGCAGCGAUCACUGAGAGCUCUCGGUUGUCUUCGUUUUUCCGGAAUGGCCUCUGCACGGCAGGUACAGUACAAGGUACAGUACACGCUAGUGUGUCGUGUACCGCUCGUAUGUGCGUGCAUCGACCCAGCCACCCUCCCACCUCAGCCGGGUUGACGGCCUGCGGGCCUGCGUGUGUGUGGGGCGCCUGAGGUGAGGGUGUGGGGGCGGCGUCUGGCUGCGGCUCCGGCUGCGGCGGGGCCGCCACCUGCGCCUUGAGGCCGUCAGCCUGGGCCAGCGUGGCGGCGUAGGAGCUCUGAGUAGAAACACACACACACACACACACACACCCCUAGGUGACUGUAUGUUGCACCCAAUAGCAGCUAUUGAGCAGCUCAACAUUCACAUACAUACCAGCAUCGCCCGCUCCUUGACGGCGGCGGCCUCGGCCUUCAGGGCCUCGAUCUGCGCCUUAACUUCAGCCUCCCGCCUCUGAGGAAGAGUACAAUAACACAUCAAAAGAGAAGGAAGCAUCGUCCGUGCAUGGUGGCAUCGCAUACCUCCGUGCACUGCCGCGUCCUCGAAGGCAACCCACUCGGCGUCUGAAAGGGCGUCCAGCCGCCGCUCCAGCUCCUGUCAUAGAAACGCACCACAGGUACCGCAUUUUAUCGUGUCUGUCGAAGCGAACGCACCCCUCUUUCUCGUGAGUGCGAGCGUAACGCUUACCCCGGGGAAAUUUGGUGGCGAGCAGAGCCGCAUUGGCCACGCAGGUCCGCCAAUCCCCCGGGUCGAGGAUGACUUCUGCAAGGUCGUCAGGGGCCCGGGCGAGCUCCUCGGGCGUCGAACGCGCGGCGGGCGGCAAUUCAGUAGCUGCGAUGACGCAGCGAGGGCCUCAAAGAGGCCCGGCGUGCUGUUCUGCAAACAUCCCACAACACACACGACAUACACGGAGAUAAGAAUUUGGAAUGACACACAGGGAAGAGCAUUUAUUUAGUUGCCGCCUUGAGUACCAUCUCACGCAGCCGCGUCCGCCAGAUGGCGUACUCCUCCUCGGUGAAGGCGUCGAUGCGACGCCGAAGCCCCUGUCACAUCACACAUUCACAUCAAAUGCAGGACACCUUUGAUGUGUAUGUCUUUCCCACGCCCGUGUGCGAGCCCACCUCCGUCUGGGAAGAAGUAAGACAGCUUCGCCACGUCCCUCAGGAGCGUAGUCAGGGUGACCUCGGAAACGUCAUUGCAGCAGCAGCAACAGCAACAACAAUCCACUCGAAGAACAAAGAUCCAUCUUCCUCGAGCGAAGGGCCCCCAGCAGGCCUCUGCAAAGCCGCAUAAGACAAAACGAAUAGCGCAGGUGUCUGAUCACUUGUAUACCAUCUCACUCAGUGAAUGCGCCAAUGAUGCAACACUUCAGGUGCUGGGAGACAUACACGCCAAGCAAAGCAAUGAACGCCUUGUCACUCUCAGUGUGAGCCCACUUACGCCUGGGAAGAACCAGCCGUCUUGUCUCAUUCGGCCCCCUUACGCCUCUCGAUGACCAACGACUGAGACUGUCGACACAAGAACAACAGGGGAGACAUCAUGCACGCCAAAGUGCCCUGUCGUUCCCUUUUGUACCUCUCCAGGCGGUUUGACGUGAGAGGGAGAAGAGACAUAGAGAUAUAAAAUGUAGGCAGUGAUACUCAGGGCCGCUGCCCUUCUUCUAAGCGCCCACAAGGCCACCCCGGUUGGGUUGACGGCCACCACUGCUCGAGCACCUCCCGCCACCACUUCUUGAGCCGCAUAAUGGCAUCCUGUGACUCGCUCCUGGCCUCCCACACGCCCCUCCAUGUGUACUCCCAGUACAUAUAUUUCCCGCGCACACCAUUCCACCCCCACCCCUCCAUCCAGUCGGCCUCCAUGGCCUCGGCGCUGUCGGGCGCCGGGCCAAUGACCUCGACGGCCAUGCCGGGCUGGAAGGGGAGGUACAGCAGUGGCGGGGCUGGUGGGGAUGGGAGGGGGUUGCCAGGUGGCGUGUAUGGGGGCUCAGCCAGCCCAGAGGUGGCAGCCGGAGCGGCGGGGGUGGAGGAGGCCGGAGGAGGUGCGGUAGGGCUGGUGGCCGCCCUGUGGAGCUCUGCCUUGCAGGCAGCCGCCACCUCGUCUGACUCCUUCAGAAAGGCUUUCUUGGCCUUCAAACCCGCGAGCUCGGCCAUCAGGCCCGACUGCGCGCUCUGAAAGGGACAGCAUACAGGCCACGUGUGUCAAAAGGUCUCGGUGUGUGCAUCGCCGAAGGCGUACCACUCCCUCCAUGAGGGCCUCUAUCUCGGCCUUGAGGGCCUCUAUCUGCGCCUUGAGGGGCGGCUGUCGCCUCUGAGGAACAAAUCAUACCAUCAGGAGAGAGGCAAUCGGUGUGCUCCACUGCACCAGACAGAGAGAGAAUGCAUUGGCUUUUGCAUUGGCUUGCAUACCUCUCUGCUUCUCGAGGCCCUGCGCCAGCUGGCCGCGGAGCUCCUCGUCAGUCAUGGCAGCCACGCGCUUCUUGAGCUCCUCCUGCCACAUAAACGGACACGUCACGGAAGCCAUGUAUUGUCAAUCCAACGGAACUCCCUCUCAAGUGUGAGGCUGCUUACGCCUGGGAACUUGAGGGCCAGCAGCUUGGCGCUCCUCUUGGCCGCGUUGAAGUCCCGGGUGUGGAGGUCAAUGUCCUUGGCGUCUGCCGGUGCCCUGGCGACGGCAGAUGGCGGCACGUACAGCGCCAUGGGCGGGCGCUCACACAAAGGGGAUGAUACGGGGGUGCUCUCCGCUCACAGGCAGCAACAGGCGCCAGCAACAAUCGGCCCACUCGAAGAGGAGGUCGUCGAGGUCGCACUUGGUGAAGGACUUGAGCAUGGCAAUGCCCUCACUGAAGGUGCUCAUUGCCUCGCCGUCCACUAUCAUGCCCUGCUAACGAUUCACAAGCCAGCCGCGAUCCUUACACGCCUCCAGGUACUCCCCAGAGACGAAGACAUCCGCUGGAAGUAGCCGAUGAAUGCUUGAGAAGAGAAAUGGUCGGAUGAUGUGCGCGAUGGUCUGAUUGUUGAACAUGUAGUCGGAAGCCACGUGGUCCGCCCCGACCAGCUUCAACUCCAGCGCCGGCACCGGGCCGAAAUGCUGAGCACAUGACCGGCCAGCAGUUCGCGCAAGUCACUGACGAGAUCAUCUGCCAGCACGAUGGCCUCCUGCUCGUCCUUGGCACGGUUCAUCUUGUCGCACAAGUCAGGGAUGUUGUAUGUGGACUGGAAGUCCGUGAUGAUCGUCCAGUCAUCACCUGACCGACCACCACACAGACAUACCCACAAGAUGAAUGAAUGGAUGGAUGAUCUGUGUGCCCCUGCCCGCCCCUGCUUACCCAGGUAGUCCAUUGCCACAACGGACACGUGCUUCGCUGGGCGUCCAUCCGGCCUCAGCACGCCUUGUUUGGCUCCAUCGAAAUAGGGCCGCACAAACGGCGUGUCCAGCCACUUGCGCUCCUCGUUGCCGACCGAUGCCGCCACAUGCCGGAGCCGCGAGGCCUCCUGUCGCGCUUCAAACUCUCUCUCGCACAGCUUGAAGUCGGGGCGCCCAGACGCUUCUCGACUUCCUGCCACACGGACAAAUCACAUGGAUGGUGAGCACGAGGCGAGUGUGAGGCUGCUUACCUCCGGGAACUUGACGGCCAGCAGCUUGGCGCUCCUCUUGGCCGCCUUGUCGUCUCGUCUGAAUUAUUCCACCCAUGAAUUGGCCGACCCAGAAACAGGCAAAGAAACAGGCAAAGAAACAGUCCAGCCGCAACUCCAGCGCCCGCAU
This is a messenger RNA of Vitrella brassicaformis, 4027 nucleotides long. The record is from the annotation of a GenBank genome assembly. Lineage: Eukaryota; Vitrellaceae.